UGUCUGCCUCCUCCUUCUCCUUCAGUGUCUCCUAUACGCCCCCAAAAUUUCACCUCCUCCUGUGCCCUCUCCGCCCCCCUCUUUUGGGGGCCCUGUGACCCUGAAUGUGGGGGGCACGCUCUACUCAACCACUCUGGAGACCCUGACUCGCUUCCCAGACUCCAUGCUGGGAGCCAUGUUUAAGGCUGGCACUCCCAUACCCCCCAACCUCAACCCUCAGGGGGGCCACUACUUCAUCGACAGAGACGGCAAAGCCUUCAGGCAUAUUCUCAAUUUUCUGCGCCUGGGCCGCCUUGAUCUGCCCCUGGGAUACGGGGAGACAGCGCUCCUCAGAGCUGAGGCUGACUUCUACCAGAUCCGGCCCCUCCUGGACGCCCUCCAGGAACUGGAAGCCUCUCGGGGGACCCAGGCCCCCACAGCCGCCCUCCUCCAUGCAGAUGUGGACAGCAGCCUGCGCCUGGUCCACUUUUCCGCUCGAAGAGGCCCUCAUCACUAUGAGCUGAGCUCGGUGCAGGUGAACACCUUCCGAGCCAAUCUCUUCUGCACCGAUGCUGAGUGUCUGGGGGCCAUGCGGGCCCGAUUUGGUGUGGCCCAUGAGGACAGAGCGGAGGGAGGCCCCCACUUUCGACUGGAGUGGGCCCCCCGUCCCACAGAACUCCCUGAGGCGGAGUACCAGAAACUGGGGCUGCAGCCACUGUGGACUCGGGGACCAGGAGAGAAACGGGAGGUGGUGGGUACAUCAACCUUUCUGGAGGAGGUGCUGAGAGUGGCUUUGGAGCACAACUUCCGCCUGGACUCCGUCUUCCCUGACCCUGAAGAUCUGCUCAACUCCAGAUCUCUGCGCUUUGUCCGCCACUGA
Molecule: messenger RNA, 859 nt
Organism: Suncus etruscus (white-toothed pygmy shrew)
Lineage: Eukaryota; Metazoa; Chordata; Mammalia; Eulipotyphla; Soricidae
Gene: KCTD11
Product: potassium channel tetramerization domain containing 11
Exons: 1
Coding region: 164-859 (231 amino acids)
Biological process (GO): positive regulation of neuron differentiation; protein homooligomerization
Source: RefSeq, a predicted model, not a curated record